AUGUUAAGAUCGGUGAUCAAGAGAACAAUGUCAACCAAACCAUCCCCAUAUAAGGCCAAAGUAACCUCAGUCUCACCACUACCAGAGGGUGGAAAAUGGAUCCAAACUCGCAAGAUCGAAUACACCGAUCCCAAUGGCUCCGAUAGACAAUGGGAAAUGGCAGUGCGUACCACUAGAUCAGAUACAACAAACAUCGAUGCAGUGUCUAUUGUUUCAAUUCUCCACCAUAUCGAUAAACCUAAGGAAUUAGUAUUGGUGCAACAGUUUCGUCCACCAACUGAACAUGUUGUGAUUGAGCUACCAGCAGGAUUAAUCGAUCCGAAAGAAUCGGUUGAAACCACAGCAGUUAGGGAGUUGCAUGAAGAGACUGGCUAUAUUGGGAAAUUUCGUAAUAGCUCGCCUAUAGUGUAUAGUGAUCCCGGAUUAACCAAUGCAAAUAUGGUGUUGGCCUACGUUGAUGUUGACUUAAAAGACGAAAGAAAUCAAAACCCCAAGCCAAAGUUAGAAGACGGCGAAUUUAUCAUUACUUUUACAUUGCCAUUGGAUAAUUUGCGACAAGAGUUGGACAAAGUUUGUGAGAAAGAAGGAUGUACUGUUGAUGCAAGGUUGUACCAUUUUGCAAUGGGAUUAGAAUUAGCCAAGACCCAAUUGACGUAG
Lodderomyces elongisporus is the source of this 657-nucleotide messenger RNA. RefSeq names its product ADP-ribose diphosphatase (gene YSA1). NCBI's taxonomy places the organism in Eukaryota, Fungi, Ascomycota, Pichiomycetes, Serinales, Debaryomycetaceae. Bases 1 to 657 code for a protein of 218 amino acids. The record is from RefSeq and is a predicted model, not a curated record. Gene Ontology annotation, biological process: nucleoside phosphate metabolic process; ribose phosphate metabolic process. The transcript has a single exon. Gene Ontology annotation, molecular function: ADP-ribose diphosphatase activity. Gene Ontology annotation, cellular component: nucleus; cytosol.